AUGGCGCUGAUGUUACCUCUACAAGUGGUUGAUAGCUUCUGUCGUCGCUGUUGUUCGAGUAAUGCGUGUACUUCAAAUUAUGAUGAAAAAAAAUUAGCUGAACUCCUAGUGAAUAAGGCGUCCUUGUUUGAUGUAAUAAAAUGGCAGAGAGUCUCAAAAAAGUUUAGAAAGGCCGCUCAAAAACGCUUGAAUUCAUACACUCGAAUCGACGUUCAGGUAUACUCGAGGCUCAAGAAACUUCGAGAGGAAAUGCAUAAUCAAAGUAAGGAUUUAUGUUUUAUUAUAUUACUUCAUUCUUUCGUCAGAUUCAUUUUGAAGGUAUCUUCAAAUAUAUUUAUGCAGCAUAUAAGCACUUUGUUAGUCUUUCUCGCAUUUGCAGACCGUUUGGAUUGGCAUCCAACUUUAACUCUUGUUGCCGUCGAACUUGGACCUAAUCAUUUAGGGAUCGCAGUUGAUUCGUUACUGAAAUGGAAGGAUGUUAGAGCAUUGUUUCACUUAUUGAUCACACUUAGUCGAAACGUAGAACAUUUAUGUAUUGAUAGUCCAAUAAUAGAAAUGCUUGUGGCCGAGGUUAAUAAAAGGCAGGUGAAGUUGCUAGUUUCUUUGUUAUGUCAGUCCAGAACCACAGUCAAAGAGCAGAGCUGUUUCAAUGAGUUUACUAUUGCACCAAUUGACAAUGUCCAUCUCCCGGAAGGUCCUUUUUUUCCGAACUUGAAGCAACUAACCAUAUCGUCACAGACCAAUCAGCUGGAACAUUUAUCUCGCCUCUUAAGUUAUUCAGUAUCCGUGAAUUUAAUCUACCACGUAGAGGAAAUGGAUCUUUUGUGCUUGAAGAUUUCUAUAGGGAGUGGCUGGUCGCAGUCUAAACAUUUUAGACUUUUUAGACAUUUGACGAGGUUUCGGCAAUGGACAGAAGCAAGCUUAUUGGGCGAACGUUACUUUCAGCAGUUUGGUAAUUCUUUCACGAAAAGGCGUGGGAAGGCGUCGCCUCUCAAUGCUUACACCUAA
Enterobius vermicularis (human pinworm) is the source of this 1008-nucleotide messenger RNA. The record is from the annotation of a GenBank genome assembly. Lineage: Eukaryota; Metazoa; Nematoda; Chromadorea; Rhabditida; Oxyuridae.